This is a messenger RNA of Nelumbo nucifera (sacred lotus), 1183 nucleotides long. RefSeq names its product GDSL esterase/lipase At5g03610-like. NCBI's taxonomy places the organism in Eukaryota, Viridiplantae, Streptophyta, Magnoliopsida, Proteales, Nelumbonaceae. Gene Ontology annotation, molecular function: hydrolase activity, acting on ester bonds. The record is from RefSeq and is a predicted model, not a curated record.
UCUUGCCUUCAAAUUAAUUCGGCAACUCUAUCUCCAUUGAUUCUGAAUUUCCAUUCAUGGAGAAUCAAUGGAGGCACGUUUCCGUCUUUCAUCUACUCUUCUUCUUUAUUCUGACAGGAAUUCAAGUAGUUCAAAGUUCACCUCAUUACUACCACCACCACCGCCGACUUGGUGGCCGCCUGUCCAAGCUUUUUGUCUUCGGUGACUCUUAUGCUGACACCGGGAAUAAUCAGAAGCCUGUAGCUAGGUCCUGGAAGGUACCUUACGGUAUAACUUUUCCCGGAAAACCAGCCGGCCGUUUCUCCGAUGGCCGGGUUCUAACGGACUACGUAGCUUCUUUUCUUGGAAUCAAGACUCCAGUAGAAUGGAGGAAAAUGGAGGCAAACCGACUGAGAUAUGGUCCAUAUGGAAUAAAUUUUGCGUUUGGAGGGACUGGUGUGUUUGAUACGGUGGUUGCUCCUGACCGAAACAUCACCAUGACCAAGCAAAUCGACUUCUUUCAACAGCUCAUCCACGAUGGAGUGUACAGCAAGCUUGACCUAGAUUCAUCCGUUGCUCUUGUAUCUCUUGCUGGAAACGAUUAUACCACUUAUUCUGCCAGGAAUGGCAGCACAGAGGGUUUGUCGAACUUCACUGCAUCCAUCAUUAAUCAACUAGCUAUAAAUAUGAAGCGCAUUCAUGACAUGGGAGUGAAGAAAGUAGCAGUUACAGCUGUUGAGCCUUUCGGAUGUCUUCCCGCAAACUCAGUCUUGUCUUCUUAUCAACAAUGCAAUGAAACAAAUAACAAGAUAUCAAUCUUCCACAACCUCUUAUUACAGCAAGCAGUGGAGAAGUUGAAUAACGAGACCAACGAAUCCACAUUCAUAAUUCUUGAUCUCUAUAACGCAUUCAUCUCCACAUUUGAGAGACAGAAAGAUCAUCCAGGAAGUUUGAAGUAUGUUAAUCCAUUGAAGCCAUGCUGCGUGGGUAUAACUACAAAAGACUUGUGUGGAGAGAAAGAUGAAAAUGGUGUGGCCAAGUAUACAGUAUGUCAAGAUCCUGAAUCUGCAUUCUUUUGGGAUGAUGUACACCCUUCACAGGAGGGUUGGCAUGCAGUCUCUUCAGCUUUGCAAAAUUCUCUACAGCAACUCUCCCUCUAAUAUAUAUAAGCGAUAAAUCUCCUUAAUUACUUCAUUCAUGUUGG